AUGUCUGACUAUCCUAAAUUUGACGCUUCUCGUAGAGUCUGUUUCGAUACCAGUGUCGCCAAGUCUCCUUGCAAUGGACCUACCGUUACCCGCAAUCUAGUAAAUGACGAGUAUCACCUUCGAAUGGGUUUUUCCGAAAAGAAGAUGUCGAUCAGAUCGAGUCUGAUACCACAAAGCGAAUUGGAGAUGUCAGAUCAAGAGCGUUGUGAAACAAAACGUGUUAUCCGAUUCGAACCCGAGACAAAGGCUGUUCGUCAAGAUCAUCAUAUGAACGAAGAAUACUACCAUCGCAUGGUAGCUAUCGAAGCCAAAAUCCGUCAAGAUGCGGAUGAGAAACCACAAGAUACACAAAAUCAUAUUAGAUUCGCCGACGCUCUCAAUACUUCUCCCCGUGAAAGCGCUGAGGUUACUCGCGAAUCUAAGACAAAAGAGAACUAUCGUAUGGUCGCACUUGAAUCGAAGAUGUGGAAAGAGGCAAAUGUUGAGGAACAGGCUGGAGCAGAAGUGACAAAAGUCCCCCAUGAUAUGCAACGCCGGGUUGAAUUCCAAGACAGCGUUUUGAUUUCAUCACGCAACAGCAUCAAGACUCAAAAGAAUAAUGCCAAGAACCAAGUCUACGAUCGGAUGGCGAAGCUGGAAACCAAAAUCUGGAUCAAAGGGGGUGAGAAUGAUGAUGGGGAUGCGGAUGAUAAAAGUGAUAACGAAAUGUCAUCCAUUGAAGUCAACCAUUUUCAAACUCGAAGUGGGGAGACGAGAAUUUAG
Botrytis porri is the source of this 762-nucleotide messenger RNA. RefSeq lists its product as uncharacterized. Lineage: Eukaryota; Fungi; Ascomycota; Leotiomycetes; Helotiales; Sclerotiniaceae. The transcript has a single exon. The record is from RefSeq and is a predicted model, not a curated record. Bases 1 to 762 code for a protein of 253 amino acids.